Penicillium daleae is the source of this 558-nucleotide messenger RNA. Its product is annotated as WD40 repeat domain-containing protein. Bases 1 to 558 code for a protein of 185 amino acids. The record is from RefSeq and is a predicted model, not a curated record. The transcript has 4 exons. NCBI's taxonomy places the organism in Eukaryota, Fungi, Ascomycota, Eurotiomycetes, Eurotiales, Aspergillaceae. Gene Ontology annotation, molecular function: protein binding.
AUGCCAGUUUCCACAACCUUCUCGCCCGACGGCCGGCUACUGGUGUCCGGCUCUGACGAUGGUAUCGUGCGGCUCUGGGACGCGGCGACGGGCAGCCUGCAGCAGACUCUCAAGGGCCACUUGGACUCGGCUUGGUCAGUAGCCUUCUCACCCGACGGCCGGCUCCUGGCGUCCGGCUCUAGCGAUGAGACAGGCGACCUGCAGCUGAUUCUCGAAGGCCACUCAGGCUCGGUUAACUCGGUGGCCUUCUCACCCGACGGCCGGCUCCUGGCGUCCGGCUCCAGUGAUAGGACUGUGCGGCUCUGGGAUACAGCGACGGGCGGCCUGCAAGAGACCUUGAACACUCAGGGAGCUGUCUUCGAAAUCGAAUUCACUCAAGAUGGUUCAUAUCUAAUCACCGACCAAGGCACCUUCGAUGUUCCGUCGAGGCUGAAUCUGAAAGGAGGUGGCACUUCCUCCAACGAGGACAAUUUUGGCGAUUCAGGCGACCGGCUAUACACGCUGGAAGCAUCAUCCUUCGAUACAAAGGGAUCUGCCAUGUUUGACAGGAGUUUGUGA